Diorhabda carinulata is the source of this 3228-nucleotide messenger RNA. RefSeq names its product bifunctional 3'-phosphoadenosine 5'-phosphosulfate synthase 1. The record is from RefSeq and is a predicted model, not a curated record. The transcript has 7 exons. Bases 250 to 2127 code for a protein of 625 amino acids. Lineage: Eukaryota; Metazoa; Arthropoda; Insecta; Coleoptera; Chrysomelidae. Gene Ontology annotation, molecular function: ATP binding; adenylylsulfate kinase activity; sulfate adenylyltransferase (ATP) activity. Gene Ontology annotation, biological process: 3'-phosphoadenosine 5'-phosphosulfate biosynthetic process; sulfate assimilation.
AGAUAACAAUUAGGUUAUCCAAGUGUCACUAUCUCGUGUAAAUAAUAUAUUGCUGAUAUGUAUGCUAAUAAAUGUUUUAUUAUUAAUAUAAAAUAGGAAUAAGUAUAAAAGCCACAUCAUUCUAAUGUAAUUGUUCCAGUGUAGAAUAGUCAAAAUAAAAGUAUCAGUGAUUCAAAUAAAUUGAAAGCCGUGCAAUAUAACUUAUCAGUAUAUAAUCCUAUAUAUAAUAAAGAUAUAGUUAAUCAAAUAAUGGCAUCUACUGACGAUAUUUACAAAAAGCAAAAAACUUGCUUGCAAAUAGCUACUAAUGUAACUGAACAAAAACAUCAUGUAUCUAGAGCAAAACGCGGACAAAUUUUAGGACAUCUUAGAGGAUUUAGAGGCUGUACAGUUUGGUUAACAGGCUUAUCUGGUGCCGGAAAAACAUCCAUAGCAUUCGAGUUAGAAGCCUAUUUAGUAGCCCAUGGUAUACCGUCUUAUUGUCUUGACGGUGAUAACUUAAGAACAGGUCUAAAUAAAGAUUUAGGUUUUUCAAAACAAGACAGAGAAGAAAACAUUCGUCGAGUCGCUGAAGUUGCUAAACUAUUUGCAGAUGCCGGUGAAAUAUGUUUAUGCAGCUUCAUUUCCCCAAGUGCUGAAGACAGAGAUGUAGCACGUAGGAUUCACAAAGAUAGUGACCUCAAAUUUUUCGAAGUAUUCGUCGAUACACCACUAGAAAUAUGCGAACAAAGAGAUACCAAAGGUUUGUACCAAAAAGCUCGAAAAGGAAUCAUAAAAGGCUUCACAGGGAUUGAUCAACCUUAUGAGAAACCAGAAAAUCCUGAUUUGGUCGUUAAGACGGUCAGUUGUUCCAUAGAUGAGUCCACAAUGCAAGUCGUGGAAAUGCUACAGGAAAAUGGAAUCAUCCCUUUUGUUCAAGAGGAUAAGGAUGACAUUCCGGAAUUGUUCAUUACUAAAAAUAGGCUAAGUAGUGCCUAUGAAGAAGCAGAAUCUUUACCUAGGCUAAAGAUUACAGAAUUAGAUUUACAGUGGUUACAGAUUCUUAGUGAAGGUUGGGCUUAUCCUCUAAAAGGAUUCAUGAGAGAAGACCAAUAUCUACAAACUCUUCAUUUCAACUGUCUUCAGAACGAAGGCAACCCCGUUAGUCAAAGCAUUCCUAUAAUCCUGCCUCUGACUACUAUGGAUAUGGAACGAUUGAAAGAUUCAUCAGCCGUAGCAUUGAUAUACAAAAAUGAUUACUACGCCAUUCUGAGAAAACCGGAAUUUUUCUACUACAGAAAAGAAGAAAGAGCAGCUAGACAGUUCGGUACUACUCAUAAGGAUCAUCCUUACAUAAAGAUGAUGUAUGAAUCCGGAGAUUGGUUGAUAGGUGGUGAUGUAGAAGUUUUUAAAAGGAUCAAAUGGAAUGACGGUUUAGAUCAAUAUAGAUUAACACCAAAUGAACUUCGAAGGAAAUUUAAAUCCAUGGGAGCCGAUGCAGUUUUUGCAUUCCAACUCAGAAAUCCCAUUCACAACGGUCACGCUCUAUUAAUGACCGAUACCAAGAAGCAACUACAAGAAAGAGGUUAUAAGAAACCAGUACUACUACUCCAUCCUUUAGGUGGUUGGAUUAAAGAAGACGACGUUCCUCUACCUACGAGAAUCCUCCAACACCAAGCGGUCUUAGACGAAGGACUUUUGGAUCGUAAUUCGACUGUAUUAGCGAUUUUUCCUAGUCCCAUGAUGUACGCUGGUCCCACAGAAGUUCAAUGGCAUGCUAAAGCUAGAAUGAACGCUGGGGCUAAUUUCUAUAUAGUUGGUAGAGAUCCUGCUGGUGUUACACAUCCCGCUGGAAAAGAUGCCAGUCUCGAUGGCAAUUUGUAUGACCCCACGCACGGUGGUAGGGUGUUAAAGAUGGCGCCAGGUUUAAAUUCUCUCGAAAUAAUACCGUUUAGAGUGGCAGCUUACGAUAAAAAAAACAAAAAAAUGGACUUCUUCGACUCGUCCAGGAAAGAAGAUUUUGAAUUCAUAUCUGGUACAAAAAUGAGAACGCUCGCCAGGAACGGUGAUAAUCCCCCGGACGGUUUCAUGGCCCCAAAAGCUUGGGAUAUUCUGGCAGGGUAUUACCAACGUUUAAACAAAUAUUGAAUAAUUUAAGUCUUGUAACAUCCGAAGUUGGUACGUUUUUUUUAUAUUUAUGAUCAUAGCAGCUGUUCCUGAAAGUAUUUCUCGUUUGGACGAUGUAUUUAUUAUUCUAGAAAUAAUUGUUUAUUGUGGGCCCAAGGUUCUUUCUAUAGACAUAUUUGUUUAUAAUUUCACAUUAUAUGUUUAAUUCGACUUUUUACAAACAACUUCAUCUAUUUAUUUGUUAAUUUUAAUGUUGGUUUAGGAGUUAAAAAAUACAGGAUUUCGUUCGUCCUUAAUUUCACCUUCAUCUAAAGAUAAUAAAUGUUAUAAUCUAUUUGUUGACAUAGCCUACAAAUAACAAACAUAUACAAUGGUGUUAAUCACACGAGUCAAUUUUUUUUAACAAUUUAUUUUAAUUUCACAGCUUAUUAAAAACACUCUGUAUACGAUAAUAAUUAUGAAAAUCGCUUUCCUUUACUUUACUUCUGAGAAAAUACUGUGUGACUACAAGAAAGUUCAGCAAUCUGUAUAUGAAUUGAACAGAAUAGAUUUUGAGUUAAUAUUUUUUUGAAAUCACCCUGUAUACGAUAAUAAUUAUGAAAAUCUCUUUUCGCUGCGUUUGAUAAUGUUAAUUCGAAAUUUUCAGAGACUUAUUUUGGUACUAGGUGAUUAAAUAACACAAAAAAUUAAUAUAAUAAAUAAAAUGUCUAUUAGAUUGAUUCUUAACUUAUUCAUAUGAUAAAAAUGGUGAUUUUCUUCAUAUAUCGACAAUUUAUCACAAAAAUUGGAAUCUCCCUUGACUUUACUUCUGAAAAAAUACUGGACGAUUACAAGAAAAUACAGCAAUCCGUAUAUGAAUUGAGCGAAAUAGAUUUUGAGUUGAUAUUUUGUUUAAAUCACCCUAUAUACGAUUAUAAUUAUGAAAAGUGCUUUUCACUGCGUUGUAUGAUGUUUAUCAGAAAUCUGUUGUGAGAUUUUUUAUUUAUUUUGAUUUUUGAACAAAUUAGAAAAGAUUAUACAGUCAAUAUAUUUGUAUGUGCAAUGUUAUUUACACUUAAUUUAGAUUUUACAGUAUUAUUAAAUAUUCUAUCAUUUCAUACAUUUAUACAGAUGUGUAUGUUA